Molecule: messenger RNA, 1380 nt
Organism: Durio zibethinus
Lineage: Eukaryota; Viridiplantae; Streptophyta; Magnoliopsida; Malvales; Malvaceae
Product: transcription factor TRY-like
Biological process (GO): cell differentiation; regulation of DNA-templated transcription
Cellular component (GO): nucleus
Molecular function (GO): transcription cis-regulatory region binding
Source: RefSeq, a predicted model, not a curated record
AUAUUUGAACUUAUGGUAGAUACUGAGAAAUGAUUACUUUAGUAUGAUAAGUUAUUUUUGAUUUUUUUGAUGAUCACUUAUAACUUGCAAAUUUUGGUUAUGGUAAAAGAAUAUCCCUGCCAUCAUACUGGCAACUGACAAAAAGGAGUUUGCAAGUGAGUUUAUCAUAGAUAUUAAAGAAAUCAUUUAAAUAACCGAAGAAACCUUCAAUUUUGGUGGAACAAUGAAGCAUUUUAACUGUUUUGUUAUUACAUAUUUACCUCUCUCCCACUCUGAUCAAUGCUGUCAACUUAUUAACUGUAAGUCCCACAACGUACAAAGCCAACGAAUCAACAAACAACAGGCCAACUUUCUAGGUUGGUUGGCUGGUUGGAUAAAAUAUGCGCAUCAAUUACACUGAAACAUACCUUACUCUUUUUGGUCAUCAAAUUCCUCAAGCCACAUUAUUUCAUAUCUCACUUAACUGGGAAAUUUACUUGAUUUCUUCCAUUAAUCCUUUACUCUCUUUCCUGUGAAAGAUUAUGGACAGACAACACCGCCAGGGGCAAGCCAAAAUCACCACUCUUGGAAGUGAAGAGGUUAGUAGUAUUGAGUGGGAGUUUAUUAAAAUGACUGAACAGGAAGAGGAUCUCAUCUACAGAAUGCGCAGGCUUGUUGGAGACAGGUGGGAUUUAAUAGCUGGCAGGAUUCCAGGGCGGAGAGCUGAGGAAAUAGAGAGGUUUUGGAUAAUGAGACACAGUGAAGGAUUCGCCCAGAAAAGAAAAGAGUACAAUGGAAAAGAGUUCUAAAAGAAUUUGGUCUUUUGCCUUUGAUGGCUGUAAAUAGCUUCUUAUUUAUGUGAUUCUUCUCCAUUUUUUACCCAUAUCUUGUACAACAGAUUUGAAAAUACUUAUCCUUCUUGUUUCUCCUUCUUGCACUUGUUCUAUAAAUAGCCUUUCUUGUUUGCCCUAGAUCCUAAUAGCACAAGGCAGGCAGGCAAAUUAUUCAAUGAAAACUCUCAAAUUUGAUCUUCAUCCGUGUUGGCUUCUGAAUAAAAUGAAACCCCUUUUAUUGCACAUACCGAUUAAAGUGAACAGUACUUAACUGCUUAUGUUUUGCACUUUUGCUUUCUUAAUCUGGUAUACCUUCUGUCACUUAAUAGUUGGUGUUAGUUCCCUUUAUAAAGAGUAGAUCUUCCAAUCAUGGUGUAAGUUCUGACUUUGAAACAAAAAGAAACAUUGAUGUCAAAAUUUUCAGCUAUAUAAAACUCGGGGGAAAAGUCUCAAGGCAUUUCUGAACCUGGACCUUCCAAACUUAACAACUGCUACUUCUUUGGAGUAAUUUAUUUAAGCUGCCACUUUGAUUGGUAACAUGACAUAAGAUAAAGUUUUACAGUUCGGA